AUGAGGGGCGGCUGCCGCCUCACCCCUCUCCUCUUCCUGGCGCUGCUGCGCGGGGUGUGUCACGGCAGGGACCCGGCGCCGGGCGCUGUUACCUGCGGCUCGGUGCUCAAGCUGCUGAACACCCGCCACAGCGUGCGGCUCCACUCGCACGAGGUCAAGUACGGCUCCGGAAGCGGGCAACAGUCGGUGACAGGAGUUGAAGCUUCAGAUGAUGCUAACAGUUACUGGCGGAUCCGUGGGAAGAGUGAUGACAGUUGCCAGCGUGGGACACCAGUGAAGUGUGGGCAGGCUAUACGACUUACCCAUGUUAACACGGGAAAAAAUUUGCACACUCAUCACUUCCCAUCACCGCUCUCCAAUAACCAAGAAGUAAGUGCCUUUGGUGAUGAUGGCGAAGGAGAUGACCUUGAUAUAUGGAUUGUGCAAUGCAGUGGGACUUACUGGGAGCGGGAGGAUGCAGUGCGCUUCAAGCACGUAGGAACAGAGGUGUUCCUUUCAAUAACAGGGGAGCAGUAUGGCCACCCCAUUAGAGGCCAACGGGAAGUUCAUGGCAUGCCUGCUGCUAAUCAUCACAACUAUUGGAAAGCAAUGGAGGGAGUCUUCAUCAAACCCAGUAUGGACCCUGCAAAACACGAUGAGCUCUGAAUUGACAGAGGAUCCAAAAUGCUUUGGCUUACUCCAAUGUUCAGAGAUGCUAAUCCUUGGUCUCUUAUAAGUCCUGCCUUGCCUAAGUGACUGACUUUCUGUAUUACUGAAGGGCAUUAGUUCAUUCUAGGAAUGCUGCACUUAUGUGGGGGAAUGGCAACUUCCAGGUUCAGCUAUUGAAAUUUAUUUGACAAAAUCCUUUCUGACUUUUCAGGCUUAAUUGGUGAAACUAAUUCACACAUCUGUUAAUUUUCCUUGUCAUUUGUUUUGCUUGUUACUUUUACUCAAAUUCAAAGGAAAUGGGAGAAGCGAAGUAAUACAUUUGUGUAGUCCAAAGUACAAUAAAACUUUGUGUUUUGUCAUCUUUUUCCAAUUACAAUUAAAUAUUUAGAAAUGGAUUUCUACUUCUUAGAGAAUGUUAUUCGUGAGAUGGAGUAUGUCUAGAAAAGGGAAAAUAAUUCUUCAGCUAAGGUGUUUUUUUGAAUGGCUUGAAGUCAGCUGUUUGGCCUUCCAGAAAAAAAAAUGUGGUCCACCUGAACAUUGCUUCUAAUGUCUUUGAUGAGUUUCAUUGUGUACUGGAUUGGAAGAGUUGGAAAUAUGUUGGAAGUAAGAAGGCCAAGGUUUAGUUGACUCGUUCUCUCCAAGUUGAGAUUUUCUGGUAAUGGUGAUACUGCUUAUUGUCAAAUGCUAAGAUUGCUCUGCCCUGUGAACGUUGUGGUGCAGAAAGCUACUGUUUGUUUAAUUAAUAUUAGACUUUUAUAAAAUGCUGUGUGGUGCAAAGGAACAGUUGAAUUUGGCUUAUGUUGUAUUUAAAUGUCGCUCUGCAAGAUCCAUAUGAGAUUCCAGAUGAAUAAAU
Indicator indicator is the source of this 1501-nucleotide messenger RNA. RefSeq names its product stromal cell derived factor 2 like 1 (gene SDF2L1). Lineage: Eukaryota; Metazoa; Chordata; Aves; Piciformes; Indicatoridae. The record is from RefSeq and is a predicted model, not a curated record. Bases 1 to 645 code for a protein of 214 amino acids. The transcript is spliced from 3 exons.